AUGACGGACCCAACCAAGGCGCACGAGCCAGUCUAUUUCUGGAAAGAUUUGGAUGGCGAGACGGGCUGGCUCUGUCAGUGGUACUACCACCCCUUUCGAGACGACGAGGUCCCGGAGAGGCUCUACUACACGGCCGAGCACUACAUGAUGUACCAAAAAGCAAAGCUCUUUGGCGAUGAUAAGACGGCCGCCGAGAUACUGCAGACCAAGCCGCCUGGCAAGGCAAAGGCCCUCGGCCGCAAAGUCCCCAACUUCAACCAGGCCACCUGGGAGGCCAAGCGCGAGGACAUAGUGCGCAAGGGCAACCUGCUCAAGUUCAGCACGCCGCCCCCCCCCCGAAUGCUGCUGCGCACGGGAGACCGGGAGCUGGUCAAGGCGAGUCCGUUUGACCGCGUGUGGGGGGUCGGGUUCAGGCCAGAGGAGGCGCCUGCGAACCGUGGCCAGUGGGAGUUGAAUCUGCUCGGCAAGGCGUUGACUGACGUCCGGGCGGCUCUCUGGGAGCAGGAAGAGAUGAGAUGA
Molecule: messenger RNA, 519 nt
Organism: Hirsutella rhossiliensis
Lineage: Eukaryota; Fungi; Ascomycota; Sordariomycetes; Hypocreales; Ophiocordycipitaceae
Product: protein T24A6.7
Exons: 3
Coding region: 1-519 (172 amino acids)
Source: RefSeq, a predicted model, not a curated record